GCGUUAGCUAACUCACCUGAGGUAAGAGUGUCCUGCAGUUUCAAGGGGCUUCGCAGAACAUAGAUCAUUGUUAAAACCAUAGCAAACCAAACGGCACAUAUGUAUGUCCAUGACCAGGACAACCAUGAUUUUAAUUUAUCUGUAAAUCCAAGAGAUUGAGGAUUACUGCUGGUCGCGUCCUCCAUGUUUUUAACGGAUGGCUGUAAACAGAGGAAUCAUGUGCCAGUGGCACUGUCAAGAUCCGCUUCCUCACCGUCCGCUGCAGUCAGUCGCGGAUCAGAAGAGGUUUGUCUCAUGAGCCAAGAUGGCCGAUUUCGAAGAACAGCUCACUGAGGAAGAGAAGGUGCGCAUUGCGGCUAAUUUUGUCGUCCAUGCUCCACCUGGAGAAUUCAAUGAAGUCUUCAACGAUGUGCGGCUACUGCUCAACAAUGACAAUCUUCUCAGGGAGGGUGCAGCACAUGCCUUUGCCCAGUACAACAUGGAUCAGUUCACCCUUGCCAAACUUGAAGGGUAUGAUGAUCAGGUGCUGAUCACAGAGCAUGGAGACCUGGGCAAUGGCCGUUUCUUUGACCCCCGCAACAAGCGGUCAUUCAAAUUUGACCACCUGAGGAAGGAGGCCAGUGACCCCCAGCCCCACGAGGGAGAGGCAUCUCUCAGACCCUGGAGAGACGCGUGUGACAGCGCUCUGAGAGCCUACGUCAAGGAGCACUACCCCAGCGGCGUCUGCACUGUUUAUGGGAAAACUAUUGACGGCCAGCAAACCAUAAUUGCUUGUAUUGAAGGUCAUCAAUUUCAACCAAAGAACUUCUGGAAUGGUCGUUGUCGGUCUGAAUGGAAGUUCAGCAUCUCCCAAUCUACAGCUCAAGUCGUUGGGGUCCUCAAAAUACAGGUGCAUUACUACGAGGAUGGAAAUGUGCAGCUGGUCAGCCACAAGGAAGUACAGGAAUCCCUCACUGUAAAUAGUGAGACUCAGACUGCAAAGGAGUUUGUGAAAAUCAUUGAGGAUGCAGAAAAUGAAUACCAGACGGCCAUCAGUGAGAAUUACCAGACCAUGUCUGACACCACAUUCAAAGCCUUGCGCCGGCAGCUUCCUGUCACCCGCACCAAGAUUGACUGGAACAAGAUCCUCAGCUACAAGAUUGGCAAGGAGAUGCAGAAUGCUUAGAGGACAGUGUGUCGGUCAUUGUUACUGUGUUACUGCAAAGACAGAGAGGGUAGGGGAAAAGAGGCAUCAAAGGGGGAAAAAAUGAUACUCUAUUCUGUCUUUGUUAAAGAAUGCCACGGUUUGAUUUGGUGUAUGGAGUUGGUAUGCUUUCUUCAGGCGCAUUAGGAGGGAUGGCUUCAUUUUAAGAGGACAUUUUGGAUUGUUUAGCUCUCGCUCAUUUGCAAAUUUUUCAUUUGAACAAAAUGCCUUUAGUGACACUGAAAGUUUGGAUUACAUGGGUCAACCUUGCUCUCACACACCGAUGCUUCAAAAAUCAGAGUCAUAUCCUCAUACCCCUCAUUUGGUUGACUUUGUGUCUGGGGGCCACAGGUAGUCAUCGGUUUAAGCCCAUUUCGUAACCCACUAUGGCCGGGAUUCAAACAAAUGCAGAUAAACGACCCGGUGCAUUGUGGUUCAUCUUUAAAGGCAAUUUCUGACUCAGCUGCCAUCCGCUGCGUGAUGUCUGGGAAAUUGCCUUUAAAAGCCUAUCGCUGUGCGCAGGUCAUUGGAUUGAAUCAUGACCUAUAUUUUAGAUUGGCCAAGACCUAUAUAUCUGUAACCCAAGGUCUCCUCCAAGUGAGGUGUAUACUCCUAAGUGACUACAUUUAGUACACCCCCUUAAAGUUCUAAGUAUCAGCUCUGUCCCCUGCAAGCUUCUCGUUGGAAAGAGAUGUACUUGUACAAAGGUUUAAUCAGGCCUAAACAAGCAGAGCACCAUCAGUAUCCACUAUCAGUGAUUCGGCCAACUUAAUAUAUAAUAUACCUAUAUUCCUCCUUACCGCCCACAUGCCUUCCUUUAGCUUUUUGCUAUAUUUUUUUAUACAAAAUGUAAGAACAUGUAUAAUUCAAAGGAAUAAAGAAGUUGCACCAAAUACUAUGCUGUAACUAUUGUCAUCAUUAACCGUUAACCAUAAAUAGCGUUUUACUUAUCAGUAUGUAGAAAUAUGCUGAUUGGGAAAUAAUCUGAUUUGGUGCCAAAUGUGUAUUUGUGUGUAAAUGCUGGCUAGCACAGCAAAAAGUAAAAGGGACAUUUGAAUAAAGAAACAGAUUAUUGAAUAUCA
Oncorhynchus kisutch (coho salmon) is the source of this 2265-nucleotide messenger RNA. RefSeq names its product F-actin-capping protein subunit alpha-1. The record is from RefSeq and is a predicted model, not a curated record. Gene Ontology annotation, cellular component: F-actin capping protein complex; cortical cytoskeleton. The transcript has 10 exons. Lineage: Eukaryota; Metazoa; Chordata; Actinopteri; Salmoniformes; Salmonidae. Gene Ontology annotation, molecular function: actin filament binding. Gene Ontology annotation, biological process: actin cytoskeleton organization; barbed-end actin filament capping. Bases 305 to 1165 code for a protein of 286 amino acids.